Molecule: messenger RNA, 999 nt
Organism: Acanthisitta chloris (rifleman)
Lineage: Eukaryota; Metazoa; Chordata; Aves; Passeriformes; Acanthisittidae
Product: disks large homolog 3
Exons: 9
Biological process (GO): chemical synaptic transmission
Cellular component (GO): postsynaptic density membrane; neuromuscular junction; neuron projection
Molecular function (GO): protein binding
Source: RefSeq, a predicted model, not a curated record
GCUAACCCUGCUCCCAUUAUCGUGAAUACAGACUCGCUGGAACAAGGGCUCUCUAUGAAUGGCAGCGAUGGGAUGUUUAAAUAUGAGGAGAUCGUCUUGGAAAGGGGUAACUCCGGCCUCGGCUUCAGCAUAGCAGGAGGAAUUGACAAUCCCCAUGUUCCAGAUGACCCAGGUAUCUUCAUCACCAAGAUCAUCCCCGGGGGAGCAGCAGCCAUGGAUGGCCGUCUAGGGGUGAAUGACUGCGUGCUGCGGGUGAACGACGUGGACGUCUCCGAGGUUGUGCACAGCAAGGCUGUGGAGGCCCUGAAGGAAGCAGGCCCCGUGGUGCGGCUUCCCCCGCCAGAGACCAUCAUGGAGGUUAACCUGAUGAAGGGCCCCAAAGGCCUGGGGUUCAGCAUUGCAGGGGGCAUCGGCAACCAGCACAUCCCUGGGGACAACAGCAUCUACAUCACCAAGAUCAUCGAGGGAGGUGCUGCCCAGAAGGACGGCCGCCUGCAGAUCGGGGACCGGCUGCUUGCGGUGAAUAACACGAACCUGCAGGACGUGCGGCACGAGGAGGCAGUGGCCGCCCUGAAGAACACCUCUGACAUGGUGUACCUGAAAGUGGCCAAGCCUGGCAACAUCCACCUCAACGACAUGUACGCGCCCCCCGACUACGCCAGCACCUUCUCAGCCUUGGCUGACAACCACAUAAGCCAUAACUCCAGUCUGGGCUACCUGGGCAGUGUUGAGAGCAAGCCUGCCUAUCCCAUCCCUCCCCAGGUGACUCCAUCCCGGUACUCGCCUAUCCCUCGGCACAUGAUUGGGGACGAGGACUUCACCAGGGAGCCCCGGAAAAUCAUCCUGCACAAAGGCUCCACUGGCCUGGGCUUCAACAUUGUUGGAGGAGAAGAUGGCGAGGGCAUCUUUGUGUCCUUCAUCCUGGCUGGAGGCCCUGCUGACCUCAGUGGGGAGCUGCGGAGGGGAGACCGCAUCCUCUCGGUGAACGGCGUGAACCUC